AUGACUUCUAAAAGUGAAAAAGAUCGAGCUAAACAAAUUCAGGAUCGAUGUCAGAAUAUAUUAAUGCAAAUGUUAAAGGAUGAAGAUAACAAAUACUGUGUUGAUUGCGACGCUAAGGGUCCACGGUGGGCAUCAUGGAACUUGGGCAUUUUUCUUUGCAUUCGCUGUGCUGGCAUCCAUCGAAACCUAGGCGUCCACAUCUCUAAGGUGAAGAGUGUCAACUUGGAUUCGUGGACACCUGAGCAAGUGGUCUCUCUGCAGCAAAUGGGCAACUCACGUGCCCGAGCCGUGUACGAAGCUAACCUGCCCGAUUCGUUCCGGCGGCCGCAAAAUGACAACACGCUUGAGGGAUUCAUACGCGCUAAGUACGAACAGAAGAAGUAUAUCGCAAAGGAAUGGGUGCCGCCACCACUGCCUAAAGUCAAUUGGGACAAAGAGAUAGAUGAAGAAAUAGAGCGACAGAAAAGGAAAAAAAAGUCUACUUCAUCCACAUUGGGACCACUUCCCGCACCUACAGUCGGCGACAAGAAGUACAAUAAAUCAGAUGUUAUACCAAGCAUACCGAAGCCAAAGUCUUCUGUUAGCCCUAAACUUGGCAGAAAUACACCUACAAGCAGCCAGGCAGAUACCAGCAAAACUUCCAAUGGCUCAACAGACCUUCUCGGCUUGGACACAGGAAAACCAGAGACAAAAAGCACCACAAGCGACGAUAUAUUCUCCAGUUUCUUCUCAGCACCGCAAGAAAAACCAUCUGAGACUCCUAAACCAGAAGAAAUUAAAUCUGAUUUAAAGACAGAAGAAGAAAACUUCUUUAAACAGGCAGCCCCGACUGAGAAAGAGAAAUCAAAGCUAACAAAAGACAGUAUAUUAGCAUUGUAUAGUCAAACACCAGCUACGAAUUUAGUAAACCAAUUCAAUGCUGUGCCUCCAGCGCAACCUCAAGCGUUUCCGUUUGCUCCAACGUAUCAAACCCCUAUUUAUAAUAGUAUGCCCAUUCAAAAUGGCAUGCCACAUUUUAAUCAAUUCCAACCAAUGAACAGUUUUCAACAGUUUGGAUCUCAAAUACCUCAGCAAACUAUGCAACCACCGCAGCCGACGUUCCCUCAGAACAAUCCACAAUUAUUUAGUAAUCAACCGAUUCAGCAGCCACAGCAACUGUCGCAACAGUUCGGCAACUUAAACUUAGGGCAAAGCUUUCCUAAUGCAUUCGGACAGCCAAAUACAAACGUUGCAAGUAACUCGACAUGGCAAUGA
Messenger RNA from Parnassius mnemosyne (clouded apollo), 1254 nucleotides. The record is from the annotation of a GenBank genome assembly. Lineage: Eukaryota; Metazoa; Arthropoda; Insecta; Lepidoptera; Papilionidae.